Drechmeria coniospora is the source of this 2166-nucleotide messenger RNA. Its product is annotated as amino acid permease. The transcript is spliced from 8 exons. The record is from RefSeq and is a predicted model, not a curated record. NCBI's taxonomy places the organism in Eukaryota, Fungi, Ascomycota, Sordariomycetes, Hypocreales, Ophiocordycipitaceae. Gene Ontology annotation, biological process: amino acid transmembrane transport. The coding region runs from base 1 to 2166 and encodes 721 amino acids. Gene Ontology annotation, molecular function: amino acid transmembrane transporter activity. Gene Ontology annotation, cellular component: membrane.
AUGAAUACAUGCGCGCGCCGGUCGCCUUCGUAUUCGGUACCUGCACGAGUACGGCGAUGCGGGCGCGGCGGCAGCUACGAGGACGAGUACCCGGUACGACGGGCGGCGAUUCGUACAUGUACCCGGGACGGCACGGUUACGAGUAGUGACGAGCGCAAGCGCGGCAACACCGUACCUGGUGCCGCACGGACGAACCUUGGCCUGAACAUUGGACGCUGGACGCUGCUCAUCCAUGUUGCUUGCAUGCAUAUAUAUCACGAAAAGCCGGGGUACUCGUUCGUUCGUUUGUUCGUUCAUCUUCCUUCAUUCGCUCGAGCAGGCGAGGAACAGAGCAAGAGCAGACCGGCACACCGCUCCCUCACUCUUCUCGCCCACCCUCAUUCCCUCGACUCUCUCCCUCACUCUCUCGACUUUCUCGACUUUCUCUCUCGAUUCUCUCGACUUUCUCGACUCUCCCGACUCCCUCAACUCUCUCGAGCACGGCACGGCCGUAAAUAUUCAUACCCCGCGGUUCGACCGCCCGACCGCCGCAUGGCCGCCUUCCAUAACCACUCGCCGUCGGGCGACACCUCCUCCAGCAGCGGCGCCGAGAAGCCGUAUGCGAAGCAGGCCGAGCAUGGGCUCACGAUGCACCCUCGCGACGCCGAGGAGGGCCACGCCUUUGCCCGCUCCGACAACCUCCAACGCUCGCUCUCGGCCCGCCAGGUGCAGAUGAUCGCCAUCGGCGGCACCAUCGGCACCGGCUUGUUCCUCGGCACCGGCAAGUCGCUCGCCACGGGCGGGCCCGCUUCCAUGCUCAUCUGCUACGCCAUCGUCGGCGCCAUCGUCUUCGUCACCAUGCUCUGCCUCGGUGAGAUGGCCGCCUUCAUCCCCGUCGCCGGCAGCUUCUGCACCUAUGUCGGCCGCUUUGUCGACGACGCCUUUGGCUUCGCCCUCACCUGGAACUACUGGUUCAAUGAUGCCGUGUCGACGGCCUCGGACCUCGUCGCCCUGCAGCUGGUUUUGCAGUACUGGACGGACAACUUCCCCGGCUGGGCCAUCAGCCUCAUCUUUUGGGUCGCCCUCAUCGCCGUCAACGUGGCCACGGUCAGAGCCUAUGGCGAGAUCGAAUACUGGCUCAGUCUUCUCAAGGUCAUCACCAUCUUUGUCUUCAUCAUCAUGGGCAUCGUCGUCAACUGCGGCGGAAACGUCGACGGCCACUACAUUGGUGUCGAGAACUGGCACAUCCCCGGCGCCCCCUUUGUCGGUGGCAUCGGCGGCUUCGCUUCGGUCUUCGUCACGGCCUCGUUUGCUUUUGGCGGCACCGAAUCCAUUGCCAUCACGGCCGGCGAAACCAAGAACCCGGCGAAGAACAUGCCACGCGUCGUCAAGAAUGUCUUUUGGAGAAUUCUCCUCUUUUACAUCCUCUCCGUUCUGCUCAUCGGUCUCAACGUGCCGUACAAUUAUCCCGGUCUGAGCUCGAAGAAGACGAGCACGUCGCCCUUCACCAUCGUCUUCCAGAUGACGGGCGCCAAGGCGGCCGGCAGCGUCAUCAACGCCAUCAUCAUGACCAGCGUCCUCUCGGCCGGAAACCACGCGCUGUUCGCCGGUGCGCGCCUCAUGUACACGCUCGGCAUGGAGGGCCACGCCCCGCGAGUCUUUGCCCGGCUCAACAAGCAGCAGGUGCCUUGGGUCGCCGUUCUGACGACGGGCAUGGUCGCCGGCCUCUGCUUCGGAUCCAGCUUCAUCGGCGCCGGCCAGCUUUGGACGUGGCUGCAAAACCUCGUCGGCGUCUCGAACCAGCUGAGCUGGAUAUCCAUCGGCAUCGCCUCCCUGCGCUUCCGGGCCGGCCUCGAGCGCCAAGGCAAGACGCACCUGCUACCCUUCAAGAACUGGACGUACCCGCUGGGGCCCUGGAUCGCCGUGGUGCUCAACAGCUUUCUCGUGCUCGUGCAGGGUUGGAGCUGCUUCAAGCCCCAUUUCGACGCGCUCAGCUUCGUCAGCUUCUACAUACAGCUGCCCAUCAUGCUCAGCAUGUUCCUGGCCUGGAAGACGAUGAAGAAGACCAAGUUUGUCAAGUUGGACGACAUGGACUUUGAGACGGACGUGUACACGGCCGACGUCGAAAAGAAGGACGGCGCGGGCUGGCGAUGGAAGCUGAAGAAUGCCAUGUCCUGGUUGUUUUAG